Messenger RNA from Penicillium digitatum Pd1, 795 nucleotides. RefSeq names its product Alpha/beta hydrolase fold-1. Lineage: Eukaryota; Fungi; Ascomycota; Eurotiomycetes; Eurotiales; Aspergillaceae. The record is from RefSeq and is a predicted model, not a curated record.
AUGGCAACUGAUUACCCAGUCUCCUAUUCAAGCUGGAACGACAGUGGACUCCCGUCUAUCGUUCUGAUCCACGGUGCGUUUGUAUCUGGCAAUUGGUGGAACCUCGUGGUCCCCUAUCUCUCAACCAGAUAUCACGUUUUGGCCCCCGACCUACCAGGCCACGGCCAAUCGACCCAAGAAGAAUUCUCAGUUCAGUCUGCCGCGGAUUUCCUAGCCCAACUUAUUCGCGACAAAGCGAGUGACUCACACGCACACGUUGUAGGACACAGUCUCGGUGCCCGAAUAGCCAUUCAGCUCGCAUGUGCCUAUCCCGACUUGGUGCAAUCAGUCUUUGUAUCAGGAUUCAUGUCAAUCCCUCGUACCGGCUUCACACCUUACAUUCCCCGUGCGGUAUGGAUGAUGCAGCGUAUCGAAAAUUUGAUACCGAGGUCGGUGAUUCGAUGGGCUAUGAACGGUACCGAUCUUCCUCGCUACACAAGCGCAAGCACGCUUCAGCUUUGCCAACAGAUCAUGACCCCUUCAACGGAAUUGCAAUGGCCGUCGCCUUGGACUGCUAGAACUUUGAUUGUGGUUGCUGCCAAGGGAGGACUAGUGCCCAGUGGUGAUAGCAAGGAGGUUGGUGUGAGGUUGAUGAAGACUGGCCGCGAGGGAAAUCCUAUGACGAUCGCUUACGUCCAUUCGGAAAUGCGACAUCCAUGGAAUCGACAAAACCCGCGGCUCUUUGCGGAUACUGCUAUGGCUUGGAUUGAAGGGGAACCUAUGCCUGAUGGGUUUGAAAAGCUGGUGCAUGAAUGA